AUGGAUACCUGCGAUCUGUUCUCAAGCUGCAGGAAGGGGGACGUGGGCCGAGUGCGGUACCUGCUGGAGCAGCGAGAUGUGGAGGUGAACGUGCGGGACAAGUGGGACAGCACCCCAUUGUACUAUGCCUGCCUCUGUGGACACGAGGAACUGGUGCUCUACCUGCUGGCCAACGGAGCCCGCUGCGAGGCCAACACCUUCGAUGGUGAGCGCUGCCUCUACGGCGCACAGAGCGACACCAUCCGCCGGGCACUGCGCGACUACAGGCAGGUGACAGCCUCCUUCCGGCGGCGGGACCUCUACUACAGCUUCCUGCUGCGGCUCCUGGAGCAGGGCCUCCACAGCGACGUGGCCUUCGUGGUGCACGGCAGGUCUUUCCGGGCGCACCGCGGCAUCCUGGGCGCACGCAGCACCUACUUCGCCCACAUGCUCGACACCAAGUGGAAGGGCAAGAGCGUGGUGGUCCUCAGGCACCCCCUGAUCAACCCCGUGGCCUUCGGGGCGCUGCUGCAGUACCUGUACACAGGCUGCCUGGACGUCGGUGUGGAGCACGUCAGCGACUGCGAGCGCCUGGCCCGACAGUGCCAGCUGUGGGGCCUGCUCGGCGGCCUGGAGGCCAAGCUGGCCUCCAAGCCGGGCGUGUGCAUGAAGGUGCUGACCAUCGAGCCCCCCCAGGCGGACUGCCAGCUCCGGGAGGACCUGACUCUGCUGGCUGACUGCGCCCUGCCCUCUGAGCUCCGGGGAGACCUCGGGGAGCUGCCCUUCCCCUGCGACGGCCUCAGCAGCUGCCCUGACGUCUGCUUCCGCGUGGAUGGUUAUGACUUCCUCGGUCACAAGGCCUUCUUCUGUGGCCGCAGCGAGUACUUCCGGGCCCUGCUGGACGACCACUUCCAGGAGAGCGAGCGGCUGGCGGCCUCGUGCGGCCUCCCGGCCGUCGCCCUGCAGAGCGUCUCGCCCGAGGUCUUCACGCACGUGCUUUACUACGUGUACAGCAACCACACCGAGGUGCCACCAGAGCUGGCCUACGACGUGCUGGCCGUGGCCGACAUGUACCUGCUGCCGGGCCUGAAGCAGCUGUGCGGCCGCAGCCUAGCCCAGCUGCUGGACGAGGACAGCGUGGUGGGGGUGUGGCGUGUGGCCAAGCUGUUUGGCCUGGCGCGCCUGGAGGACCAGUGCACCAAGUACAUGGCCAGGGUCAUUGAGAAGUUGGUGCAGCAGGAGGACUUCGUAGAGGCCGUGCGGGAGGAGGCCGCGGCCGUAGCUGGCCGGCAGGAGACAGACUCCAUCCCACUGGUGGACGACAUCCGCUUCCACAUGGGCAGCCUGGUGCAGACCCGCCACGCCAUGGAGCAGGCCGCACAGCGCCUGCGCGUGCUGGAGGAGCUGCUGGUGGCCAUCGGCCUGGACUGCUGA
Molecule: messenger RNA, 1413 nt
Organism: Rangifer tarandus platyrhynchus (Svalbard reindeer)
Lineage: Eukaryota; Metazoa; Chordata; Mammalia; Artiodactyla; Cervidae
Source: the annotation of a GenBank genome assembly